This is a messenger RNA of Cyprinus carpio (common carp), 1847 nucleotides long. RefSeq names its product sphingosine 1-phosphate receptor 3-like. NCBI's taxonomy places the organism in Eukaryota, Metazoa, Chordata, Actinopteri, Cypriniformes, Cyprinidae. Gene Ontology annotation, molecular function: sphingosine-1-phosphate receptor activity. The record is from RefSeq and is a predicted model, not a curated record. Gene Ontology annotation, cellular component: membrane. Gene Ontology annotation, biological process: G protein-coupled receptor signaling pathway.
UCCAGCUUUCUGCAUCAGAGCAUGGCUCAAUACCAGUUACACCAGCAUCACUAAUCACUAAGAGGUCAUCCUGAGAGGGCACAGUCUGAUUGCCUGGAGUCCGAUUGCAUUGAAGACCGAAUCGACCCCAGUGAGAUUCAACUCCACGUUCCUGCUGCUCACGUCAUGGAGGUCCUGCGUUCUUACAGCUCCGCCUCUUCUUGUCCCGACGUCUACAACUGGACCAGCAGCGGCAGUCUCAUCCUGGAGCAUUACAACUUCACCGGACGCCUCCAGCAUCGGAAGCCCUCGAAGAGAAGCGUGAGCGCUGUCACCGUCCUGUUCCUGUGCUUCAGCGUCUUCAUCAUCCUGGAGAACCUCAUGGUGCUGUUUGCCGUGCUUUUCCGGGUCCGUCUGCGCCAUCGUUGGAUAUUCAUCUGCAUCGCAAACAUCGCACUGAGCGACUUGCUGACGGGAUCCGCCUACGUGGUCAACAUCUGCAUGUCCGGCAACCGCACCUUCAAGUUAAGCCCAGUUCUGUGGAUAUUCCGCGAAGGACUUUUAUUUGUAGCCUUAGCGGCGUCUAUAUUCAGCCUGCUCUUGAUCGCCGUGGAGCGCUACACCACCAUGAUGAAGCCCAUCCACCAUAAAACCGCCACAAAGACUUACCGAAUCUACAUAAUGGUGGGGCUCUGCUGGGUAACGGCGCUCGUAAUCGGAUUCCUUCCGCUGAUGGGCUGGAACUGCAUUUGCGAUCUGAAAAGUUGCUCCACACUUCUGCCGCUCUACUCCAAGAGCUACAUCUUGUUCGCCCUGAUCAUCUUCUUCAUAAUCCUACUCACAAUCGGCGCUCUCUAUUUCGCCAUCUACUGCCAUGUCCGCAGUAGCACCAAGACCAUAUCCUUACGCAGCAGCAAGCGUUCGCUGCGCCUCCUGAAGGCCGUCAUCUCCAUCGUUGGAGUCUUCAUGGUGUGUUGGGGUCCUUUGUUCAUCCUCUUGUUGGUGGACUUCUUCUGCUACUCUCGUAACUGCAGCACACUCUUCAAUCCUGAAUGGGUCAUCGCCAUGGCUGUGCUCAACUCGGCUAUGAACCCGCUCAUUUACUCAUUCGGCAGCCUGGAGCUGCGCAAAGCCAUCGCGACGCUCCUGUGCUGCUGCUGUCUGAAGGUGGGACUGUGCGACCCCAAGACCUUCAUGUCAAAGGAGACUUCCAGCACCUCCGGGGGUGGGCAAAGUAGCCUGCGCAACAGCUUCAACAAGGUGCGAAACCUGAGCACCAGCCCGCAGCCUGAACCGAAGAACGGCAAGAAAACACGCCUCAGCUCCACCACUUCUUGUUUAUCUGCAUCGAGCGGUUAAGCCGCAGUGGGCAGGUGUGUUUCUCCUUCGCCACAGGAACUGCACCUCCUCAAACACAUCACGGUUGUGGCUUCAGUUCUGUUUCUCUCUUUGAGGGUCAAAAGUCUGCAGGUGUGAGUUUCCAUGCUCAUGGACAAAUGCAGAAAGGACUGUAAAAGUAAGCAGCUUUGCAACAAAAACAUAGAAAAGGUAAAAAAUAUAUAUAUAUAUAUAUAGUAACUUGAAUGCAAUUUUGUACAACAUUUGAGCCGAAUGCAAUGGAAAGCAACCAGAACUGUAAAAUACUCAAAUAUAAACUGCCUUUUAUUGUUGUUCGAAAGAUUGUCUACGCGAAUGUACAAGUAAUAUGAAUGUUAUAAUUUAAAAAUGAAAAAGUAUAUAUUUUUAUAUUCUACGUAAAAGGGAUUCUUUAGAUUGUAUACAUGCACUUUUGAAACUGUUAAUAUUUUAGAGUACAUAUUGUCAAAUUGUUUUAAAGGAAAUAAAAUAAAGCAUUGAUUCAUAUUGAU